Molecule: messenger RNA, 1530 nt
Organism: Colletotrichum truncatum
Lineage: Eukaryota; Fungi; Ascomycota; Sordariomycetes; Glomerellales; Glomerellaceae
Source: RefSeq, a predicted model, not a curated record
AUGGCUUUAACAACAAGCCAACGUCCCUCUCUUGGAGGAGAUACCCCGGAAUCAAGCCAGGACCGGCUCCAAAAAGACCCUGAAAAGGCGGAUGUAUUGACCGAUGGCAAUCGGGAGCCAGGCGAUGAUGCCGGCAAAGAUGAAUCCAUUACGGAGGAGUGGAACUGGGAGACAGACCCUCACAAUCCCAUGAACUGGUCUCCUACUUCCAAGAUACAACAGAUAGUGAUGCUAUCUUUGGCUGCCUUUACAGCAUCCGUUGGGACCUCCAUCAUCAGUCCUGCCCGCUCUCAGCUUAUGGAAGAAUUCGGAGUAACGUCGACGCAAGCUAUUCUGCCAUUGUCAAUGUACGUCUUCGCCCUCGGAAUGGGCCCAGUCGUGGGAGGUCCUCUCUCGGAGACGCUAGGUAGACACCCAGUCUACCUUGGUUGCCUUCCACUCGGCGGUCUCUUCACCUUAGGCGCGGGCUUCUGUCGCAACUUUGCCGGCAUAUGCGUCUUGCGCUUUCUCGCCGGCUUCUGUCUGUCGCCCAGCCUGGCAAUCGGAACCGGCACCAUCAACGAGACAUACAAGCCGUCGCAGCGCGCCUUUCCUUCCACCAUUUACAUUCUCAUGCCAUUCCUUGGCCCAGGGCUCGGACCUGUGAUAGGCUCCUUUGUCGUCAACCGCAAAGGCUGGCGAUGGACGCAGUGGACGCUCCUAUUCUUCAUCGUCAUCUCCAUUAUAUCAACCAUACUGGCCCGCGAAACCUACCAUCCAGUCCUGAAGCGUCGUCGCGCUAAGCAACUAGGUCUCCCCCUCGACCCGCUACCACCCACGAGCCAGCGAGUCCAGACGUUCGUGACCACAGCACUCACGCGUCCGGUGCGUAUGAUGCUCACGGAACCCAUCGUGUCCUUCAUCUGCCUGUACGUCGCCUGCGAGUUUGCGACGCUUUUCUCCUUCUUCGCUGCGCUUCCCUACGUCUUUGGCACAGUCUACGGCUUCGGAAUCGAGCAGCAGGGACUCGUCUUCCUCUCGAUUAUGGUGGGCUGCGUGCUGGGUACCUUGACGAUUCUCGUCUGCAAUGUUUUGCUGUACUUGCCUCAGACGAAGAAGUAUCCGCCGCACCGCACCCCUCCGGAGCACCGGCUGUACCCUGCCAUGAUCGGCAGCCUGGGGUUGCCGUUGGGUCUCUUUUGGUUUGGUUGGACCGCCCGAGCGGAUAUUUCAUGGGCCAGCCCUGUCAUCGCAAUCAUACCUUUUGCUUGGGGGAACAUGUGUCUGUUCGUCAGCACGAUACAAUACCUCGUCGACGUGUAUCAAGGCACGACUGUUGCGAGUGCUGCCAGUGCCAAUAGCCUGGCGAGGUAUGUUCUGGCGGGGGCGUUUCCCUUGUUUAUUGUACAAAUGUAUCAAAACCUGGGGACCGGCUGGGCGAGCAGCCUAUUGGGAUUCAUCGCUCUAGCGCUCUUGCCGGUGCCAUGGGCCUUUUUCAAGUGGGGGCGGUUCAUCAGGCAGAAGAGCAAGUUUGAUACAGUAACUAUUUGA